ACGGCGUCCGCUGGGUCAUCUCAAGCUUGUCAGCGCGGCUCCCUGCCGGCCGCGCGGUGCCCAGCCCCUUCCUCGGCUCCGUUAGGAACUAGGGUGCAGCCGUGCUGUCGCCGUCCCACCCCUCUUUUUGUCUCCCUGACCCUACUGCCUUCGCAUUUCCUCGUGGGCACGAGACUGGGCUCGGGCUGAGCAGAGGAGCUGGGGCUUCCCUGUUUGUCCUGAGUUUCUGCCUGCUAGUCAGUGCUAGCCCGAAGUUUAGUGAACGUAUUUAUUCUCUCGGGGACACUGUUUUUAACAUCGCUGUGCGUUCAGUUCCGCUUGGACUCUCGAGUGUGUCAGUUCGUUCCAGGUGUGAAUUCUAAGAAGAAACAAAUGUGUUUUGACUGGGGUCCGGGGGAGUUGCUGGUAUGUGAAACCUCCUUCAACAAUAAAGGAAAAUCGGAGAUGGUGCCAUGCUGCCCCUUUAUCUAUAUCAUCCGGAAGGAUGUAGGCGUGUACUCUCAGAUCUUGAGAAAACUCUUCAAUGAAUCCCAUGGAAUCUUCGUGGGCCUCCAAAGAAUUGAGGAAGAAUUCACGGGAAAGUCCAGAAAAGCUCAGCUGGUUCGUGUGAGUAAAAACUACCGUUCAGUCAUCAGAGCGUGUAUGGAGGAAAUGCACCAGACGACAAUUGCUGCUAACGAUCCAGCCAGCGGCCGCCAGUUCAGCAGCCAGGUCUCCAUUCUCUCAGUAAUGGAGCUCAUUUGGAACUUGUGUGAGAUUCUCUUCAUCGAAGUCGCCCCAGCCGGCCCUCUCCUCCUCCUCCUGCUUGACUGGGUUCGACUCCACGUGUGCGAGGUGGAUACUUUGUCGGCAGAUGUGCUAGGCAGUGAGAAUCCGAGCAAACACGAGGGCUUCUGGAAGUUGGUGACCGUCUUGGUGCUGCAGGGCCGGCUGGACGAGGCCCGGCAGGUGCUGUCCAAGGAAGCGGAUGCCAACCCCCCCUCUGCAGGCAUGUGCCGCGUGCUGGGGGACCUCAUGAGGACGAUGCCCAUUCUCAGCCCUGGCAACACGCAGACGCUGACGGAGCUGGAGCUGCGGUGGCAGCACUGGCAUGAGGAGUGCGGGCGGCACCUCCAGGACGGCACGUUCGCCUCCAGCCCUCCCCUGGAGUCACUGUGCAAGGUCAUGCUGGGGGACGAGGCCGCCCUGCUGGCGCACAAGGACCUGCUGAGUAACUGGUACCACUUCCUGGUGACUCGGCUGCUGUACUCCAAUCCCACGGUGAAACCCAUCGACCUGCACUUCUACGCCCAGUCCAGCCUGGACCUGUUUCUGGGAGGGGAGAGCAGCCCGGAACCUCUGGACAACAUCCUGAUGGCCGCCUUUGAGUUUGACAUCCACCAGGUGAUCAAGGAGUGCAGCAUCGCCCUGAGCAACUGGUGGUUCGUGGCCCACCUGACAGACCUGCUGGACCACUGCCGACUGCUGCAGUCACACAACCUCUAUUUCGGUUCUAACAUGAGGGAGUUCCUCCUGCUGGAAUACGCCUCGGGACUGUUUGCCCACCACAGCCUGUGGCAGCUGGGCGUGGAUUACUUCGACUGCUGCCCCGAGCUGGGUCGAGCUUCCUUGGAACUGCACAUCGAGCGCAUCCCCCUCAACACCGAGCAGAAGGCCCUGAAGGUGCUGCGGGUCUGCGAGCAGCGGCAGAUGACGGAGCAAGUUCGCAGCAUUUGUAAGAUCUUGGCCAUGAAAGCUGUUCGCAACAACCGCCUGGGCUCCGCCCUCUCUUGGAGCAUCCGUGCCAGAGACGCUGCCUUCGCCACGCUUGUGUCAGACAGGUUCCUCAGGGAUUACUGUGAGCGGGGCUGCUUUUCGGAUUUGGACCUCAUUGACAACCUGGGGCCGGCCAUGAUGCUCAGUGACCGCCUGACGUUCCUGGGGAAGUACCGGGAGUUCCACCGCCUCUACGGGGAGAAGCGCUUCGUGGAGGCCGCCUCCCUCCUGCUGUCCCUGAUGACGUCUCAGAUCGCGCCCCGCUCCUUCUGGAUGACGCUGCUAACAGAUGCCCUGCCCCUUCUGGAACAGAAACAGGUGAUUUUCUCAGCAGAACAGACAUACGAGCUGAUGCGGUGCCUGGAGGACUUGACCUCAGGGAGGCCAGCGCGCGCCGAGCCUGAUGCCCAGCGACUGGAGGAGGACGACGUGGAGACCACCAAAGUGGAGAUGCUGAGACUCGCUCUGGCUCGAAACCUGGCUCGGGCCAUUGUGAGAGAAGGCUCCCUGGGAGGGUCCUGAGGCCGUGUGCAUGGACUUCUAAAGGAAUAAAUGCUUUCCUUUGCAAAUACAA
Molecule: messenger RNA, 2329 nt
Organism: Oryctolagus cuniculus (rabbit)
Lineage: Eukaryota; Metazoa; Chordata; Mammalia; Lagomorpha; Leporidae
Gene: NUP85
Product: nucleoporin 85
Biological process (GO): positive regulation of DNA-templated transcription; protein import into nucleus; mRNA export from nucleus
Cellular component (GO): nuclear pore outer ring
Molecular function (GO): structural constituent of nuclear pore
Source: RefSeq, a predicted model, not a curated record